Messenger RNA from Onychostruthus taczanowskii (white-rumped snowfinch), 2251 nucleotides. It is a transcript of the gene LMF1, whose product is annotated as lipase maturation factor 1. The transcript is spliced from 11 exons. Gene Ontology annotation, cellular component: endoplasmic reticulum membrane. The coding region runs from base 82 to 1785 and encodes 567 amino acids. The record is from RefSeq and is a predicted model, not a curated record. NCBI's taxonomy places the organism in Eukaryota, Metazoa, Chordata, Aves, Passeriformes, Passeridae. Gene Ontology annotation, biological process: protein maturation.
UUCUCCAUUUCUGCCCGUUUUCCCCCUUUUUUUCUCCCGUCCCCGCCGUGUCCCCUCACGGCCCGCCCCGCCGGGCCGCACAUGCUCGCUGUGCCCGACAUGGCGGCUCCCAGCGCGGGGCUGCGCCAGCGCCGCCCGGGCCGGGCCGGAGCCCCCGAUGGAGCUCCCGGAGCGGCCCCCGCUGCAUCCCCCGAGCCCGGGCUCGCUACCGCGGCCCCGCCGCUCUCCCCGGGCACCUUCUGGCUGACCCGCAUCGUGCUGCUGCGCUCCAUUGCCUUCCUGUACUUCGUGGCCUUCCUGGUGGCCUUUCAGCAGAACAAGCAGCUGAUAGGAGAGAAGGGGCUGCUCCCCUGCAAGCUCUACCUGCAGGAUGUCAAGAAAUACUUCAAGGGCAAGGUCGGCCUGGAUGCCCUGAGCUAUGCCCCCACUCUCAUCUGGUUCCUGGACUGGUCUGCCAUGGACAGCACCUUGGAUUGCCUGGCCCUGGCUGGCCUGGCAGUGGCAGCCUUUGUGCUGCUGACUGGCUGUGCCAACAUGGUCCUCAUGUCCCUGCUGUGGCUCCUCUACCUCUCCCUGGUCAACGUUGGACAGAUCUGGUAUUCCUUUGGAUGGGAAUCACAGCUCCUGGAGACAGGAUUCCUGGGAAUAUUCCUGUGCCCCCUCUGGACCCUGUCCCGCCUGCCCCAGGGCUCUCCUCCUUCCAGGAUUGUCAUCUGGAGUUUCCGCUGGCUGAUUUUCAGGAUCAUGCUCGGAGCGGGGCUGAUUAAAAUCCGAGGAGAUCGCUGCUGGAGAGAGUUAACUUGCAUGGAUUAUCACUACGAGACGCAGCCGGUGCCCAGCCCCAUCUCGUACUUCAUGCACCGCUCGCCCUGGUGGUUCCACCGCCUCGAGACCUUGGUCAACCACUUCAUCGAGCUGGUGGUGCCCUUCUUCCUGCUGCUGGGCAGGAGGAUGGGCAUCCUGCACGGCCUCCUGCAGAUCCUCUUCCAGGUGCUCCUGAUCAUAAGCGGGAACCUGAGUUUCCUGAACUGGCUGACCAUGGUGCCCAGCCUGGCCUGCUUUGACGACGCCAGCCUGGGGCUCCUCUUCGGCUCGCGGCUGCGGGAGCGGGCGGCGCGGCUGCAGCUGCCGGGGGCGCGGGGACAGCGGCUUUCCCUGGGCUCCUGUGUCCGCAGAGUGCUGAACAUCUCCUUGGGCCUCCUCAUCACCUACCUGAGCAUCCCGGUGGUGCUGAACCUGCUCAGCUCCAGACAGGUCAUGAACACCUCCUUCAACCCCCUCAGGAUCGUCAACACCUACGGAGCCUUUGGGAGCAUCACCAAGGAGAGGACAGAAGUCAUCCUUCAGGGAACGUCCAGCCUGGAUCCCAAUGACCCCACAGCAGUCUGGGAGGAGUUUGAGUUCAAGUGCAAGCCCGGGGACUUGAGGAGGAGGCCGUGCCUCAUCUCCCCCUACCACUAUCGCCUCGACUGGCUCAUGUGGUUUGCUGCCUUCCAGACCUACGAGCAGAACGAAUGGAUCAUCCACCUGGCUGGGAAGCUGCUGGCCCAGGAGGAGGAGACCUUGUCCCUGCUGGCCACAAACCCCUUUGCAGGCAGAGACCCUCCAAGGUGGAUCCGGGGGGAACACUUCAGGUACAAGUUCAGCCAGCCCGGGGGGAAGCACGCCCGCGACGGGAAGUGGUGGAUCCGGAAAAGGAUCGGCCCCUAUUUCCCCCCCGUCAACCUGCAGGGCCUGAGGAAGUUCUUUGAGGACAGGAAUUGGCCUUAUCCCGUGCAGGACUGAGGGAAAAGGAUGGCCGGGACAAGAGGGACCAGCGGGGAAGAUGGAGAACAGGCAGCUCCCUUCCCAACACCUCCUGCCUCUGUUUUAUAUCCAUCUCCGUGUUCACGCCUGCUUUCCAGAACAUUCCCAGCCAGUUUGCCCACUUGCUCUGUGAGCUGCUUUUUCUCACCUCAGUGGUUGAUUUCUUUUGCCAGGCUGCUCCAUUCAGGAAUUCCUCUGGAACUGGGAAAAAGGCAAGCAAAUAACCAUCACUGGUUUUGGGCGAGGCGUUGGUGUUGCCAAAAGCAGCUGAACGUGGGUUUGAAACAAAAAUGGGAAAACAAACCAGGAAGGAUCUCUGGGGUUGUGUGGGCUGUGGAGGCAGGCACAGGAAUGCCCUUUUCCAUGUUUCCUUGCACCUUUUUGACCACAUAUACCAAAUGGGCACCACUGGGAACGUGUUCCUGGAAGGGAUUAAAGGAAACAA